Molecule: messenger RNA, 2930 nt
Organism: Alligator mississippiensis (American alligator)
Lineage: Eukaryota; Metazoa; Chordata; Crocodylia; Alligatoridae
Gene: GMCL1
Product: germ cell-less 1, spermatogenesis associated
Exons: 14
Coding region: 61-1590 (509 amino acids)
Biological process (GO): germ cell development
Molecular function (GO): protein binding
Source: RefSeq, a predicted model, not a curated record
GCUGACCUGUCCGGCGCGGUGCGCUGGCGGCGGGCGGCGGCGCCCCGAUGCGGCGGGGCCAUGGGCUCGCUGAGCAGCCGCGUGCUGAGGCGCCGGGCCGGGCCGGGCGCGGGGCUGCUGCUGGCCGCCGGGGCCGAGGGGGACGCGGGCGGCGGCAAGCGCAAGCGCGGGGGCGGCGAGGGGCCGCCCGACAGCGACAACGACGGCGAGGACGGGCUGCUCGACACCCCGCGGAGGAAAAAACUCAAAAGCACAUCCAAGUAUAUUUAUCAGACUCUGUUCCUGAACGGUGAAAAUAGCGAUAUUAAGAUCUGUGCUCUGGGAGAGGAGUGGAACUUGCACAAGAUAUACUUGUGUCAGUCAGGCUACUUUUCCAGUAUGUUCAGUGGCUCUUGGAGGGAGUCUAGCAUGAAAAUCAUAGAACUGGAGAUCCCUGACCAAAAUAUUGAUAUAGAAGCUCUACAGGUAGCUUUUGGCUCAUUGUAUAGAGAUGAUGUUUUAAUAAAACCCAGUCGAGUUGUUGCCCUUCUAGCAGCAGCCUGCAUGCUGCAGCUGGAUGGCUUAAUCCAGCAAUGCGGUGAGACAAUGAAGGAAACAAUUAAUGCAAAAACUGUGUGUGGCUACUACAAUUCUGCAGGAACAUAUGGAUUAGACUCUGUAAAGAAAAAGUGCCUUGAAUGGCUUUUGAAUAACCUGAUGACUCACCAGAGUGUUGAACUCUUCAAGGAACUCAGGUAUUCAGAUUUUAGUUUUGUCUCUUCCAGCAUAAACCUCAUGAAACAGCUGAUCAGCUCUUCUAACCUGUUUGUAAUGCAGGUGGAGAUGGAUGUAUAUACCGCUCUGAAGAAGUGGAUGUUCCUUCAGCUAGUGCCUUCUUGGAAUGGCUCACUAAAGCAACUCUUAGCUGAAGCUGAUGCCUGGUUUUCCAAGCGUAGAAAAGAUUUUGGGGGUGACCUUGCAUUUCUAGAAUCUGAACAAGGCAGCAUAUUUUUGCCUGUGUUCAAACAUUUGAGAUUGCAGUACAUCAUCAGUGAUUUGGCAUCAGCAAGAAUUGUUGAGAGAGAUGCUCUGAUACCUUCAGAAUGGCUGUCCUCUGUUUACAAACAGCAGUGGUUUGCCAUGCUCAGAGCAGAACAAGACAAUGAUAUUGGCCCUCAGGAAAUCAAUAAAGAAGAACUUGAAGGAAACAGCAUGAGGUGUGGUAGAAAGCUUGCAAAGGAUGGUGAUUACUGCUGGCGAUGGACUGGAUUCAACUUUGGCUUUGACCUGCUUGUUACGUAUACAAACCGCUAUAUCAUAUUCAAACGGAACACACUGAAUCAGCCGUGCAGUGGGUCGGUCAGUUUGCAGCCCCGGAGAAACAUAGCAUUCAGGUUACGUCUAGCCUCUUUUGAUAGCAGUGGGAAACCCAUUUGCAGUAGAACCACAGGAUAUCAGAUCCUAACUCUGGAGAAAGAUCAGGAACAAGUAGUAAUGAACUUGGACAGCAGACUUCUGAUUUUUCCUCUCUUUAUCUGCUGUAACUUCUUAUACACAUCGCCAGAGAAGAAGACAGAGAAUGAGGGACCACUUGAUAAUUCUGAAACCUGAGAUCUGUUCAGUGAAACAUAGUAGCACUUUGAUAACUCUGUAUGCCUGCUUUAAUUUAAAUGCCCUGCUGACGCACAAAGCUAUGGCAAAUAAAAGGCCUUAUACUGUAGCAAAUAUACAUGGCUACUCUUAGCCUCAGUAUAUUCCUAUGCAUAUCUGAAGGAAGAUCUGAAACCAUAUAGGCCAAAACUAGUUAUACGAUAAGUUUGUUUGCUUGUAUUUUCUGUUCUGCAUCUCAGACAAGAGCCAUUCCAUAUUUGAAUUGUUACUCUUUUUUAUGGGCAAAAUCUGAGCCUAAGUGAUGACAGUGAGUCAGUGUGAAUGAUGGUACUAGCUUAGAUAUAAAAUUCUGGAGCACUCAUUAUAUCUGAGUAAAAAAUAAUGUUUUCUUUGCUAUCCGCAAGAUUGUACUUUUUUAUAACUGCAAUGUAAAUAUUAAGAUUCAAAUUAAACUCAUGCUAGUCCUUGCACCAGGGCAAAAUAGGCCUGUUUAGAUUUUGCCCUUUAACGUCUGUUAUUUAACUGAAUACAGGUUUUCCAACCUGAUUUUUGGGUUUUGUUUUUUUUAACCUUUUUCGUGUCCCAUAUAUGCUUCUCCACCCCCUUGACCUUAGUUCAUUUUUUAACUUUGUGGAAAAUAUUUUUUUAUUUUCUGUUGGGUUUUUUUUGUUUGUUUUGGUUUUUUUUUUUUUUUAGAGUAACCACAGGAAGGUCAAUUUUUGAAACUUUCAGACAAGUCAUUCAUAUGUCUUCUUUUGAUAUACUGAAUUCUGCGAGGUGUGCUCUUUGUCUCUUGUGUCUUUCUAUUGACAUAAUCAAAAUUUUGUGCUAGGAUUUGAAGGAAUCCUAAUAUUCUUGGGUAUACCAAAUAUCAGUUUUAAAAUAUUUUGAGUAUUUUUUUUUGUAACUUGUGACUUGUUUUAACUGUUCAUUGGGAAUCCAUGUCCCGCUUUAAGCUCAGGACCUUGUGACCUUUGAGUGCCUUUUGAGUUACAUGUUUUAACACAAACUUCACAUCAGUUAUGCAAGGUCACAGGAUCCCAAAUAGGAGCUGAGAAUAAGGGAUUAACUUCUUCGUUUGUUGUUUAAUUGUUUCAGUCAAGGAUAAGAUGUACAUUUUGUAUUGGUUUUGUACAUAGUGGUAUUUUUUUUUAUGUUUGUUGAUAUUUUGAAUUCCUAUUUACAGAAUUUUGGAUGCAAAGUGAGACUUGCCUCCACUGUAGCCUAUUUUUAAAGUUGAUAUUGUUAGAAAAGUAUAAAACUCUUUGUACACUCUAACAAGGAUAAAAUACAUGUUUAGCAAAACGUGGCAACUUGUGAAUAAAUCAUUUGAAGUGGAA